Didymodactylos carnosus is the source of this 384-nucleotide messenger RNA. The record is from the annotation of a GenBank genome assembly. Lineage: Eukaryota; Metazoa; Rotifera; Eurotatoria; Philodinida; Philodinidae.
AUGACUUCUAAUGAAUUUGAUUCUGGUCCAAAUCCCGCUGAUACAAGUGCCGUGACAUUAGUUCAAGAUUUAGAAGUAUUAUGUAAACGAUGUUAUUAUUUACAAAAAUCUAAUUCAGAAAUGUACGAUUAUUUGGCUAAAGGUGAUCAAGAAUUACUCUCUUAUAUUGGAGAAAAUGAUAAAAUAUUACUCAAAUAUAAAAAGAAAAUAAAAGAUAUUUUAGAUUUUUUAAAAGAAAAUUAUCAAAAUUAUCAUUUACCAAUGAAUAUAACCGAUCUUAUUCAGCAAGAAGAACAUGAAAAACAAGUGUGUGAUGAAAAGAAAAAGAAAAUGAUGUCGGAAACUAUUUAUGCUGAAAAACAAGAAGAGGGUAUUUUCUUAUAG